AUGGCUGGUGAUGGACUUUUUACUGCACGUACUUCAGAAUUAAACUGGAAGCUUGCUCAUAAAAUUUUAAUGCCUGCUUUUGGACCACAAGCAAUUCGAGAUAUGUUUCCAGCUAUGAUGGAUAUAUUGUCACAACUUAUUCUUCGAUGGGAACGUUUUGCUGGAGAAGAAAUUGAUGUUUGUGAUAAUCUUACUCGAUUAACAUUGGAUACAAUUGCUCUAUGCAGUUUCAAUUAUCGAUUUAAUAGUUUCUAUCAGAAGACUAUGCAUCGUUUCGUUGAUGCCAUGGUUAAUGUUCUUGUUGAAAGUGGUAGACGUACUGGACGAUUUUCUUUACAAAAUACACUUAUGGUAUCAACUGCACGUCGAUAUAACGAUGAUAUUGCAUAUAUGCAUAAUCUAUGUGAUGAAAUUGUUAAAGAAAGACGAAAACAUCCAAAUGAUAUUAAUGAUUUACUCAAUCGAAUGAUUAAUGGUAAAGAUUCAGAAACUGGUUAUCAAUUAUCUGAUGAAAAUAUUCGAUAUCAAAUGGUUACUUUUUUAGUUGCUGGACAUGAAACAACAUCUGGACUUCUUUCAUUUACUAUGUAUUAUCUACUUAAAAAUCCACAUGCUUUACAGAAAGCACAAGCAGAAGUCGAUCAAUAUAAUGAAAUUACAGUUGAUACAUUAAGUAAAUUGAAAUAUAUUGAUGCAGUAUUAAAAGAAACACUUCGAUUACAACCUACAGCACCAUUAUUUGUUUUGGAAUCAAUAGAAGAUAACAUUAAUCUACCCGGUGGAUAUGAAGUUCAUAAAAGUGAUAUUAUUAUAGUUCUUUUGUCUCAAUUACAUCGUGAUCCAAAAGUAUGGGAUCGACCCGAAGAAUUUCUUCCUGAACGAAUGUUAAAUGGUGGAUUUGAAAAUCUUCCAUCAAAUUCAUGGAAACCAUUUGGUAAUGGUCAACGUGGUUGUAUUGGCCGACCUUUUGCAUGGCAAGAAAGUCUUCUUGCUAUUGCACUUAUUCUUAAACAUUUUAAUAUUGAUUUUGUUGAUCCAUCCUAUGAUCUUCGUAUAAAACAAACAUUAACAAUUAAACCUGAAGGUUUCAAAAUACGAGUUCAACCACGUCGACGAGCAGAAUUUUCACUUCAUACAAAUAUGAAACAAUCUGAAAAGAUAUUUGAUAAACAAACAAAACAACAAUCUGAUAGAAGUCAUCUUCGACCAAUGUCUAUUCUUUUUGGUAGUAAUUCUGGUUCUUGUGAAUCUUUUGCAGAAACAUUAGCAUCUGAAGCACCUCUUUAUGGUUAUAAUGCUACUGUAGCUACUCUUGAUUCUGCUGUUAGAUCUCUUUCAAAUGAUCGACCUAUUAUUAUCAUUACGGCUUCAUAUGAAGGUAAACCAUGUGAAAAUGCUAAACAAUUCGUAGCUUAUCUUGAAUUAAAACCUAAAUUAGAAAUAAAUUAUGCUGUAUUCGGAGCUGGUCAUCAUGAUUGGGUAAAUACAUAUCAAAAAAUUCCGAUUUAUAUUGAUCAAAUGAUUGAAAAUUCUGGUGGUACAAGAAUUAUUGAACGUGGUAUUGGUGAUUCUGCUGGUGAUUUUUAUGGUGCAUUUGAAGUAUGGAAAGAAAAUCUUUUUCGAAUAUUACGAAAAGAUACUAAUGAUCAAAAUGUUAUUAGUGAAGAAAAACUUUCUAUUGAAAUUGUUAAUACAAAAAGAAAUCUUGGACAAAUAACAGAUUUUGGAAUUAUUUUACAAAAUAAAAUUCUAAUUGAAGCAAAUGAUAUUGGACCUACAGUAAGACAUGUUGAAAUUAAACUUCCAAAAGGACAAACUUAUCGUACUGGAGAUUAUUUAGCUAUAUUACCAACAAAUCCAAUUGAAAUUGUUUAUCGAGUUCUUAAACGAUUCAAUUUAUCUGCUGAUACUCAUAUUAAAAUUCUUUCUUCUACUGAUACUUUUUUUCCAACUAAUUAUCCAGUUAGUGCAUUUGAUAUUUUAAGUGGUUAUGUUGAAUUAGCUCAACCAAUUAGUAAAAAACAAAUUGAAACUCUUGCUACAUUAUGUAAAAAUGAAAAAGAGCAAAUGAAUCUUAGAAAUCUCGGUGGAGAUGUAUAUGAAAAUGAAAUUCUUACUAAACGUAUUAGUAUAUUAGAUAUUCUUGAAUUAUAUCCUUCUUGUGAACUUUUAUUUUCACAAUAUCUUCGAAUGCUUCCAUCACUUCGUAUUCGACAAUAUAGUAUUUCAUCUUCACCUUUAUGGAAUUCAGAAGUUGUAACAUUAACAUUUGAUAUUCUUAAUACUCCAGCAUUAAGCGGAAUUGGACAAUAUUAUGGUGUUGCAUCAAAUUAUCUUUCAAAUUUAAAAGAAGGUAAUCAAAUUAGUUGUACUGUUCGUGCAAGUAAUGUUACAUUUCAUCCACCUGAAGAUACAAAAAUACCAAUUGUAAUGAUUGCUGCUGGAACUGGUAUUGCACCAUUUCGUGGAUUUAUUCAAGAACGAGCAGCACAAUUAGUAUGUGGAAGAGAAAUUGGACCUACAAUACUUUAUUAUGGAUGUCGAUUAGAGGAAGAUUUUUUAUAUGCAAAUGAAUUUGAUAGAUGGUCAAAACUUGGUGCAGUACAAAUUAAAACUGUUUUCUCACGUCAAGGAAUUAAUGGUAAAAAAUAUGUUCAAGAUUUAAUUUGGGAAGAUCGUGAUGAAAUGGCAAAAUUGUAUUGUAAUGGUGCACGUUUUUAUACAUGUGGAAGUGCUCAAAAAUUAGGUGCAUCAGUGAAAACAUGUUUUAUCAAGAUUAUUGCAGAAAUCAAACAAUGUAAUGAAGAAGAAGCAGCUAAAAUUCUUGAAGAAAUAUCAGUUGAUAGAUUUAGUGUUGAUGUUUUUGCAUGA
Molecule: messenger RNA, 2871 nt
Organism: Rotaria sordida
Lineage: Eukaryota; Metazoa; Rotifera; Eurotatoria; Philodinida; Philodinidae
Source: the annotation of a GenBank genome assembly